ACUCCUUGGACCAGCAGGUCGUUCUGUGUGAAAUUUUUUGAAGAUGUCACGGUACUUGGAUUUUUUUUCGAGGGACUGUACAACUAAAAUUUUGAUUGCUAUUCAAACGAACUGUUAACAAUACAAAGAGAAUAAUCCGUCCAACGCGUUUAAAACAGUGUUUGAGUUUUUGUUCUUUUUCAACAUCCUGUUUUAGGCGAACAAAGCACAAAGCUAAACUCAAAAUUUAAAUGUGCUUCACUUUAUUUGAUAUCAAUAAAUCAAUUUGAUUAGUAUUAUGAUCGUGUCGAAUGUAAAUAAAUAGAUGAUGUAAAGCAGUUUGAAAAUGCUGUGAAUUUCGUUGGCAUGUCUAUUUAUUCUCUAAGAAAUUAAAAAUAAAGGUGUUUUUUAAAUUCUUGUGUUUUCAGAUUUCAUCAACUACUGUAUUCGAGAUACUUUGUUAUCUUUUGUUCUUGGAGCCAGUUUUCAUCAUAAUAUCAAAUAAGCUUCAGUAACUUAAAAAAAAAAUAAGUUUUUUAAAAUUUGGAAUUUAUUUCUUUUAUAAUGAGCUACUAAUUCAGAAAAAUUUAAUUUCUGAUGGUGUAUCGAGAUGGCAGGAGCUACUGGAUUAGAAAUAUCCAGGCGCAACCCACAAGAUGAAUAUGAUCUCAUUCAACGCAUUGGUAAUGGUACCUAUGGUGAUGUCUAUAAGACAUUCACCGCCAGUCCUGUGAGAAUUUAAAAGUCUUGCUUUGACCAGAAAAUGGUCGGAAUCCAGGCUCGUAAAAUUACAUCUGGGGAGUUGGUUGCCGUCAAAGUCAUCAAACUUGAACCAGGUGAUGACUUUGCCAUCAUUCAGCAAGAGAUUCUCAUGAUGAAGGGCUGUCGCCAUCCAAACAUUGUAGCAUAUUAUGGCAGUUAUUUAAGGCGGGAUAAACUUUGGAUUUGCAUGGAAUAUUGUGGUGGAGGAAGUUUGCAAGACAUGUAUCAUUUGACAGGUCCUUUGACAGAGCAUCAAAUAGCUUAUGUUUGCCAAGAAACUCUUAAUGGACUAGCAUACCUUCAUUCUUUGGGGAAAAUGCACAGAGACAUUAAAGGAGCUAAUAUUUUAUUGACUGAAAAUGGAGAUGUCAAGUUAGCUGAUUUUGGUGUUUCAGCCCAAAUUACUGCAACUAUUAGUAAAAGAAAAUCUUUUAUUGGAACUCCUUAUUGGAUGGCUCCUGAAGUUGCUGCUGUUGAAAGAAAAGGUGGUUAUAAUCAGCUUUGUGAUAUAUGGGCUGUUGGCAUUACUGCCAUAGAACUUGCUGAACUGCAGCCUCCCAUGUUUGACUUGCAUCCUAUGAGAGCAUUGUUUUUAAUGUCAAAAUCUGGUUUCAAACCACCACAGCUUAAAGACAAAAAUAAAUGGACACCAGUAUUUCAUCACUUUGUUAAAGUAGCAUUAACAAAGAAUCCCAAAAAAAGACCUACUGCUGAAAAACUGUUACAGCAUCCAUUUGUGCAAGUGGACAUUGGUAACCAUAUAGCUCAAGAAUUAUUAGAAAAGGCCAGAAAUCCAAUACUAAAUUUUUCUGAUUUGGAUGGAGAAGAAGAAGAGAUUUUGAUGAAUGUGCCUCAAAGAAUUGCUUCCAAAAAGUCAGGGAGAAGCAGGCAAAAAUCUCCAUCUGAUUUUAAUGAUGAAAGUCUUAACUUUGAUCUUCCUUUCAUGUCUGAAUCCUUCAAUAGCAAGGAUCUUGUUGUGGAACCGGAUUUUGAUUUGCCUACAGCUUGGAUGGAGCAAAACUUGGAUUCAGAUAUAAUUUGCAAGAGUUUAUUGGAAAUCGUAGAUGAAGAGCUUCUACUUAGGGGACAUGCAGAAAGUUUAGCUGAUUUAGAUGAUGAUUGCAAGUACUGUGAGCAAGCCACACUUCCUAUAGAUGUAAAUAAUCAAGAUUUCUCAAGUGGAAUUGAUUCUGGAGCACGAUCUGUUUCUGACCAUCUCUAUAGAAAUAGAGGAAAAUUUUUAUACUCAGACAAUUCCGAAGAAAAACCUCGGAACAGACUGUCCAGAUUCAUGGAUGAAUUAUCUAAUCAGUUUUCUCAAGAACAAGAACCUCAAAAUUCCAUAUCAUCUUUGCAACAAAAUUGUUCAAUAACUCCAACAAGUAGUCCAAGAUUGUUGUCAAAAUCUCAGAAUAAUAAUACUCUUAGUGAAGAUGAUGACAAGGAAAACAGCCAAAAAGAAAAGCUGCCACCACAAGCUCCUCCUCGCCGAAGAAAUAAGAAAAAAACUGUGUCACCUAAACCUGUAAGCAAUGGACUACCUCCUACUCCAAAAGUUCAUAUGGGUGCCUGUUUUUCUAAAGUGUUCAAUGAAUGUCCUUUAAGAAUUCAUUGUACUGCAACUUGGAUACACCCAGAAACAAGAGAUCAGCAUAUUUUAUUUGGAUGUGAAGAAGGCAUUUAUACUUUAAAUGUGAAUGAACUUCAUGAUGCUUGCAUGGAUCAGUUGUAUCCUAGGAGAACAACAUGGAUGUUUAUAGUUAAAGAUGUUUUAAUGACUUUGUCAGGCAAAACGUCCCACUUGUAUCGUCAUGAUCUGUUAGCCCUACAUAGCAAACAAACUCACAGGUUUUCUUUAUCAAUGAACAAAAUACCUGAAAGAUUUGUCCCCAGGCGAUUUUCAACUACAACUAAAGUUCCUGAUACAAAAGGCUGCAUUAAGUGUUGCAUUGGACGAAAUCCUUAUAAUGGUUAUAAAUAUCUAUGUGGAGCUGUUCCUAAUGGCUUAUUUUUAAUGCAGUGGUAUAAUCCUUUGAACAAAUUUAUGCUUUUAAAACAAUUUGAGUGUUUGCUGCCUUCAAAACUUUCAGUGUUUGAAAUGAUAAUAUCACCGGAAAUGGAAUAUCCUGUUAUAUGCAUAGAAGUUCACAAAGGGUAUGAUCGAGGAGACUUAAAACUGAAUCUGAUUAAUCUAAACUCUACCUCCAGUUGGUUUGGAAAAGAUGCCGAUGAUACCAGGACUGUUGUUUCACGACAAGAUUUGCUUAGUAUUAUUAGUAUUUCACAGCUUGAAAAAGAUACAUUAUUAGUUUGUUCUGAUAAUAUUAUCAGAGUUGUUAAUUCCCAAGGAAAGUUAAAGUCUGGCCACCAACCUUCUGAGUUUCAUUUUGAUUUUCGAAUUGAGUCAAUGGUCUGUUUAACAGAUUGCGUCCUAGCUUUUCAUAAGCAUGGGAUGCAAGGUCGAAGUCUAAAAAAUAAUGAAAUUGUUCAAGAGAUCAGUGACUCCAGUCGGAUAUUUCGGGUACUUGGUGCUGACAGUGUGGUUGUUCUUGAAAGUAGACCAACUCAUGAUUCAAAAAGUCCUUCUAAUCUUUACAUCCUAACUGGUCAUGAAAAUAGUUUCUGAAGAAUGAACUUUUUUAUUACUUAUUACUGUGUGAUAUUUGAUAGUGAUAUACGUAUGCUAUUGCUUUAAAUGAAUUGUUACUUAUGAUAUCCUGAUGCUGUUGUAAGAAACUUUAAGAUCAAUUUGAUAUUACAACAAAUUAUAUAAUGUUAAAAAAUAUUCAUUCUAUAAUAGUCUUCGUGAAAUGUUCACCUGUUCAUCAUUGUCACAAUUAUUUAAGUUCAUUUGUACAUAUAUUUGUUUCAUUUUAUUUUAUUAACUAGUAGUAUUGAAGAUGGUUUUAAUUUGUUCAAAGAUAUUUAUGUAAAAGUAUUCAAUAUGUGUUUAAUUUUUUCAUUGAAAGUAAUACAUUCAAGAAAAAUAUAAUAAUUAUUCUACCUAUAAGAAAAUAUGUAUCUUUUUUUAGGUAUAUAUGUCAAUACAAUUAGGUUACAAGUCAUUUUUUAAGCAAACAAACUUUGAUUUUGGUAUUGAAACUGUUAAUGCAAUGUUCAUCCAUAUAUGUAUUGGAGCAUACAAGAAUUAAUCAAAGACAAAACAUUUUUAAUAAAUUAGAAUAAAAAUUAAUAAUUGGGAUAAAAUAUAUCUUUUGCCUGACUUAAAAAUCAAUUUUUUGAAACGUUAAAAUAAUGUGUGCAUUUAAUAUUUAUGUCAGUAAAAUAUUGAGCAGCUAUUUUAGUUUGGAUAUGCUAAGGUUUAAAUAAUAAUCAAUAAAGGGCAAUUUAAUAUAAAUUUUAUGUAAGGUGCCAAAAAAAAAUAAAGUUAGGAAGUGUUUAAACCUAUAGGGCAUAGCGAUGACAAAUCUGUUAAGGGAAUAAAGACAUUGAGAAAUCAAGCAAAGAAACAGCUUCCAUUGAUUUUGUUGAAAAAGUAUUGCCUUAAAGUUGAAUAACAUUAAUUAAAAGGAAAACUUUUGCCUAGAGAUUUUUUAAUGCUUGUUAGUUUUUAAAUUAAUAAACUCACUCCAAUUUUUAUUGACGUUUAAUUUAAUAGAAUUUUCAAAUAUCAUGGAAAUUAAUAAAAAUAAAAUCUCAAUGAACAAAAUGUAUAGAAAUUAUAUCAUUGAUUCAUGUUGAGAAGAAUAAAAUAAUUUUUCAAUUGUACAUGCAAUGAGCAAAAUAAAAAAAAUUGAACAUCUUAAUAACACUCAAUCUAAUGAUUGAAUUUUCAUGUAGUAUCAGGAUAUAUUCUUAAUGAUUUGGGGAGCAAACCUUAACUAUGCUAAAUAAUUUGCACAAACGAUAUUUUAAGUUUAAAUUUGGGCACAAAAACAUAUUUUUUUUUGAAUAAUCAAGCAUUUUUUUAGAUAAAUAUGGAAUUUUGUUCCUCAAACUAUGAUGGGGAAAAUAUGGCAGGAAAGCAAUCGAAAAUUAGGGCCUCUGAAUGCUAAUUUUUAUUUCUUGUAUAUUCCAUUAUCUCAAAGAAAUUGUAUUUUUAUUUUUAAAAAACUAUUUCACUGAUUAACUUCAAAUUUUUGAUUUUUUCCAUUCAAAAUUAUAUUGAUUAAAGUGAUAUAAAAAUUUGUUUAUGCCUUCUGUUUCAAAAGUUGUUUGAAGGAUAGUAAAUAAAAUUAGGAAGGAUAGUAAAUAAAUAGAUUUUAAAAUAUAAUUUAAACAUUUUAUACUGCUGGUGAGUAAUAGACAGUUUGACCCUUAAUGUUAAUUUUAGCUCAGCAUAUUUUGCAAUUAGCAUAUUUUGCCAUAUCACUGAGUCACACUCAAAAAGUUUGUUUUUACAACAGUAAUUUUACAUAAAAAAUACAUUUUUAUAAUUAUUUUUUAUUAUAAUUAUUUUCUAGAAGUUUUAAAUUUAUAUGGUAUACAAUUUUUUUUAACGAUUUAAUUUUAAAUGACGAAUUGCAAAACUGGAAUAGAAUUGGUCAAAUAGUUUGUAAGGAAUGAAAAUUUGAAAAUGAGACUUUUUUUAUGCAAAUCAGCAUGAAAAAAGAUGAAAUUACGAUAUAGGACCUAAGAUUUAGAUUGCUUACCUGCCUAAACCAUUUGGACUGUUUUUCAGAUCCUAUUUUGUGGGUCGAAAAUCUAAAUAAUUCAAAAAAGAGGUGUGUUUAUUCAUAGAAAGUACAUUUUUGUCUGAUUUUGUAACUUAAAAUGUUUGCACAAAAUAAUUAAGUUUAAUAUCAUUAAGAUUGCAUCUAAGUAAAUGAAAGUUCGAUCACUAGUUUUUAAGCUUUUCCAUUUUUAUUUUGUGCACACGACGUAUGAUAUCAUUGUAAAAGUAAUACAGUGCUGUAUGAGACUAUAAAGAUAAUUUGACAUGGGCUAUAACAAUGAAUUUUAACUAAGUUUAAUCAGGCAUUUAACAUUUAUUUGGAGUUCUUUGUAUUGUCAAACUAGUUUAAUAUUAAAACUAAUUAGAAAAAAAAAA
Molecule: messenger RNA, 5752 nt
Organism: Parasteatoda tepidariorum (common house spider)
Lineage: Eukaryota; Metazoa; Arthropoda; Arachnida; Araneae; Theridiidae
Product: mitogen-activated protein kinase kinase kinase kinase 3
Biological process (GO): intracellular signal transduction; protein phosphorylation
Cellular component (GO): cytoplasm
Molecular function (GO): MAP kinase kinase kinase kinase activity; ATP binding
Source: RefSeq, a predicted model, not a curated record